GGAGCGCCGGCGCUCGGCGGGGCGGAGGGAGGAGGGAGCGCCCGGCAGACGAAUUUCAGGCGAUCCCUCAGUCUCUGUGACUCCGGCGAGACAUGUCGGUGGCGUUGAACUUGCGCCGCUUGCUCGCCCUCUCCACUGCGCUCAGUCUCCCAGAUCUUGUGCGAGGACAGCUCGGUGAUGGAUGUGGACAUACGGUGACCGGCCCUGAGAGUGGCACCUUGGCGACCAUGGACUACCCUGGCACCUACCCCAACCACACCUGGUGCAGGUGGCAGAUCCGUGUGGCAGAGGGGAAGGCAGUCAUGUUGAUGUUUGCUGACUUGGACAUCGAGUACUCUGAGAAUUGCUCCUCCGAUUCUGUGCACGUCACUGCUUCACCCGCCAAUGGCAGCUACGGUAAGGGGUCAACAAUUUGGGGUCAAGUUGGUGGCUCGUUUAGUUUAGAGACUCGGCGUGGAAACAGGCCCUUCGGCCCACCGAGUCCGCGUCAACCAGCGAUCCCCGCAGAUAUGAUUUCCUGUUUGCAUAAAGGUAUCCAUUAUUCUCAGCAACGUUUCACUAAGUAUUGCCCAGCCGGCUGCAAAGGCAUCAGCGGUGACGUGUGGGGAAACCACCAGGACGGCUAUCGUGAUACAUCCGUUCUGUGCAAGGCAGCUGUGCACGCCGGGGCAAUAGCUGAUGAACUAGGUGGACAAGUGUCGGUGACGCUGAAGAAAGGCAUCACGUUGUACGAGGCCGCUUCUGCCAACGGAAUUUCAACCAGAAGGGGUUCCUUGUCUGAGAAACGCAUCAAGAUUAGAAAAGAUUGCAGCCUUGUUCUGGACAGCAGACGCAUCACAGCCUCGUCCUCCUGGACAGAGAAGACCAACACUGGCGAGCUCAGCGACUGGUCUCCGGACAAAGCGGGUACAAGCAGCAACGAGGAGUGGCUGCAGAUCGACCUCGGAGAACGGAAGAACGUCACAGGAAUUGCCACCAGAGGCAGCACCAACAAUGGAUAUAACUUCUAUGUGAAGACGUACAAGAUUUCCUACAGCAAGGAUAGAAAGACCUGGCGAUUCUACAAGAGGAAAAAUAGCAGAGAAGAUCAGGUUUUUGAAGGGAACGCGAACAGCCACCAACUGGUCCGCAACGACUUUAUCCCGUCCUUUGUGGCGAGAUACGUUCGACUCGUUCCACAGCGAUGGCACCAAAGAAUAGCUCUGAAGGCAGAAGUGAUGGGUUGCAGGGUAUCGACGAGGAAUCGAACCCCUGAUGUUCUGCGUAGUCCAAGACCUUUGCCAAAGCCAACCUAUAUGCCCACGGAAAGCACCACUCCACCAGAUGUGGUGAUUGUCGAGGAACAUCUGCCAGGUUUUAAUUUGAUUGUGGUGCUUAUUGUUGUCAGUUUCCUAGUAAUAACUUCAACGGCUGUCUUAUUACUGUAUCUGUUCUGCAGAAAAAGAAAAUCUGGAAAAAGGAUGCACUCUUCUUCACAACAAGCUUGUGAUGAACCGGUGAAAAAGCAAAACUGUCAGAGGAGUCAGCUUCAGCCGACAGAAUCGGAGAUCAUCACUUAUACCAGUGAAGAGGGAUCUUGUAGGAGUAUUACUGGCAACACCUUGUCAGACUAUGCAGAACCUGACAUCAUUCAAGGCGGCAUUGCAGCCCAAAAAGCUGCAUCAACGUUCAAGCCGCCAAUGGAUGAUGGCUACACCGUACCGCUCGUUGUGAAUCACUACGACGUUCCAUUUUCAGGGAAGAACCAUGAAUACGCUGAACCGUUUCCCAACCAGGAACCGGAAUAUGCAACACCAUUUGUUGAACCAAGUGUAGAGUCAGAAACGUCGACAAAGAAAAACGUGUGCGUAGUGGUAGUUAUCCCAUCAGUGCAAGAAGCACUUUAAAAACCUUGGUGUAUCCUGUGCAUGGCAACUCCUGUCAGCCAUUAAACUGAUCCAUCGCCUGUACGGAACCAUCAUCAAGAUGGGCAAGAAGCAGCCCGGCCACAACCAGGAAAGGCAAAUGGGAAUCACACCAAAAGAACACUGGUCAAUGCCUGAUACUCCGUAAUAUUGGUGUUCUAUUAGCACUAUGACUCGUGAACAAUAAGCACGUGUAGGUUUUAAAACCUACAUCACAUUCCUGAGUAAUGAAGGAAGUUGACAAUACAGCACUAUUUAUGUCAUUGCAUUUAGAAGACAUGAAUUGAGGGGGAGAAAAAUGGUUUCUGGGCGUCGAUCCCAAGCAACGAGCUGUAUUAUUGCGUUCAAACCACUGUGAAAGCAUUGAAUUCAAUGCUGUCUCCAACGAGGAAAGUUUUUACAAUCUCUAUUUAAUGUAUUUUUAAAUAUAAAAAUAUUAUAUAAAAGCACUUCGUAAAAUAGGAUUGGAUGGUUUACGUUACAUUAAUUGCUACCCAUCUUUGUUACAGAAUAUUUUUUGCUACAAAAAACUGCUGGUUUAUCUAAUUGAGAAUUAAUUAAAUUUGUAUUAAUUAAAUGUGAAAUCUGCA
Molecule: messenger RNA, 2494 nt
Organism: Amblyraja radiata (thorny skate)
Lineage: Eukaryota; Metazoa; Chordata; Chondrichthyes; Rajiformes; Rajidae
Product: discoidin, CUB and LCCL domain-containing protein 1
Exons: 14
Coding region: 93-1886 (597 amino acids)
Cellular component (GO): plasma membrane
Molecular function (GO): signaling receptor activity
Source: RefSeq, a predicted model, not a curated record